AUGGAAUCAUCUUCAAAUUUAUCACCAGAAAUUGUUGUUGGAAAAAAAUCAUUAGAAAUAAAAGAAGGUGAAUUACAAAAUAAUUCAAUAGAUAAAGAUAUUAAAAUAAUACCAGAAACAUGUUUAAAUUCUAAUGAAAAUUCAAUGCAAAAAAAUUAUAGUGAAGAUGAUGAAGAUUCAAAAGAUUUUUUGUCUACCAAUUCUUGUUAUUUUAUACGUCAAAGUAGUGAUACAAGUUAUAAUAAUAGAAAACUUACUAGAAGUGAAGCUUUAGAUGAUGAAAUUUGUGAUUAUGAACGCCCUACAUCAUGUAAUUUGUAUUCAGGAAUUUCAAAUAAUAAUAAAAAGAAUUUUGAAAUGUCUUCAUAUAUUAAUCAACAUACUAAAAUUUUUAAAAAUAUAAAUACAUCAUCAAAUUAUGUUCAAUUGAAUCAGUAUAAGUUAAUAGAAGAUAUUGGUCAGGGUAGUUAUGGAAUUGUUAAGCUUGCUUACAAUGAGAAAGAUGAAAAACAUUAUGCUAUGAAGGUAUUAGAUAAAAUGAAGUUACUUAAAAAAUUUGCAUGUUUUCGGCCUCUUCCUACAAGAAGAAGUAAAUCAUCACCAUCUACUAAAGCUAAUCCAUUACAAUUAGUUCAAAGAGAAAUAGCUAUAUUAAAAAAAUUAUCACAUCCUAAUAUUGUUAAACUUGUAGAAGCAUUAGAUGACCCAGAAGAUAAAUUUAUUUAUAUUAUAUUUGAAUUAGUUGAGAAAGGUUCAAUUAUUGAAAUUCCAACUGAUAAACCAUUAUCAGAAAAUAAGGCAUGGAAAUAUUUUCGUGAUACAUUAAGUGGCCUUGAAUAUUUACAUUAUCAAAAAAUUGUUCAUCGUGAUAUUAAACCAUCAAAUUUAUUAUUAUCUGAAACUGGUCAAGUAAAAAUUGCUGAUUUUGGAGUGUCUUGUGAAUUUGAAGGAAUAGAUGCAUUUCUAACGGGUACAGCAGGAGCACCUGCUUUUAUGGCUCCAGAAGCUUUAAUUGAGGAUGCUUCACAUUUUUAUAGUGGUCGAGCACAAGAUAUUUGGAGUUUAGGAAUUACAUUAUUUUGUUUUGUUUUUGGUAAAGUACCCUUUUGGGAUGAUUUUAUAAUAGCAUUACAUAAAAAAAUAAAAACACAAUCAUUAGAAAUUCCCAAUGAACCAAUUAUUUCUGAUACUUUAAAAGAUUUACUUCAUGGAAUUUUAAAAAAAGAUCCUGGUCAUAGGCUUAUGUUAGUCGAAAUUAAAAAUCAUCCCUGGGUAACAAAAGAUGGUAAAUAUUUAAUGUUAAGUGAAGAAGAAAAUUGUCAUUUAGUUACUGUUACAGAAGAAGAAAUAAAAAAUUGUGUUCGUAUAAUCCCACGUUUAGAUACAUUAAUAUUAAUAAAAUCAAUGGGACAUAGAAAAAGAUUUGGUAAUCCAUUUAGAUCAUCUUCAAAGUCUAGAACAAUAACAAAUCGCAAAUGUAGAUCUGUUAGAGAUACAAAUUAUUCUUCAAUAGGUUGUAAAAAUAUAGAAAACGGAAUUAAAUUACAUGGAAGUUUAAGUGAUCGACCAGAAUUAUCAAAAGAAUCUCAAUCAAUUGAUAUAAGUGAUAAUAACUCACUUGACAAAAAGAUAAAAGAAAUUUCAUUAAAUUAA
This is a messenger RNA of Strongyloides ratti, 1653 nucleotides long. RefSeq names its product Protein kinase domain and Serine/threonine-/dual specificity protein kinase, catalytic domain and Protein kinase-like domain-containing protein. Gene Ontology annotation, biological process: CAMKK-AMPK signaling cascade; protein phosphorylation; activation of protein kinase activity. The record is from RefSeq and is a predicted model, not a curated record. NCBI's taxonomy places the organism in Eukaryota, Metazoa, Nematoda, Chromadorea, Rhabditida, Strongyloididae. Gene Ontology annotation, molecular function: ATP binding; protein kinase activity. Bases 1 to 1653 code for a protein of 550 amino acids. The transcript is spliced from 3 exons.